CGUGCAGACGCUCCGGUACCAUUUCUCCUAAUUUAAUACCUCUCAUUCACCAUUCCACCUAAUUCCAAAUUAAUCUUGAUACCAUCUAUAAUCACUACCCACAAAAAAUCAAUAAAAAAGGGUAUUAGUAAUAAAAAAGGACAGAUGUAAGAAAUCAAAUACUCGAAAGAAGGUUACCCGGUGACCCUCUCGGAACUCAAGAGAUUUGUCUUUGCGGGAGAUAGACGAGGGAAGGCACAAGGAAGAAGAAUACCUUUUUUUGCUGCAGUUGCAAAGGACAAGGAAACACACCUGAGAGAACAUUCUGGGCUGACAUUGAUAUAUAUGAUCACUGAGAGGAAAAGUAUGCAAGAAAGUCUAUUUGUGGAUUCGUAUCAUAAUUGAACUCGAUGUUUUAAGACCAUGCCUCGCUUCCGACUCUUGUCAAUGGGCACUGGAAGACGAGGAAGAUUUAAGAGGUUUCUUAAGUUAGUGGUAGCAGUAGUGACAGUUUUUCUGUUCUUGUUCUGUGUUGCAUUUCCUAUCCUUGUUCAUUACUCCCCGGGACUGCAACGGUACUUAAUCUUCCGCCACACAUCUCUGCCUGGCCUUUUGUUCCUCUCAAAAACAGUGGAUUUCAGCAAACCAGAAGAUUUCAACUUGUUAGGAACUCGCAACUUUUAUCUUCAAACAGAGGACGACGUAUCAAUAGGAAUAUGGCAUAUCUUGCCGGAGUCUUUGAUGUUUUCGGCACCAGAUGGCAACUCCGAGAAAAGAACUAGAUGGUUUGAGGAAAGUUUAAAGAAGGGUAAGCCCAUCUUCAUAUACCUGCAUGGGAACCGGUUUUCUAGAGCUGCUUACUACCGUGUUGAGCUGUACCGUCUUCUACGAAGCCAGGAUUACCACAUUAUUGCCAUGGACUACAGAGGUUUUGCUGACUCAACUGCUGUAGCUCCCAGUGAGACAGGAUUAGUCACAGACGUAAAAGUUGUGUAUAAUUAUAUCAAGAAAAAGGCAGGGAAAACACCAGUAUUUUUCUACGCCCACUCCCUUGGUACUGGGGUUGCAUGUCAUGCCGUAGCAGACCUGUGUCAGGAAAGAAGGUGCCCGAACGGUCUUAUUCUUCAGAGUCCCUUCAAUAACCUCUUCAGCGAGAUCAGAGUCCAUAGCUUUGGCAAGGUACCUGCCCCCAAAGCUAUGGACUCUGGAUUCGCUGAAGAGGUUAUUGAAGGGCACUCUGAAGAAUAA
This is a messenger RNA of Penaeus indicus, 1227 nucleotides long. Its product is annotated as lysophosphatidylserine lipase ABHD12-like. NCBI's taxonomy places the organism in Eukaryota, Metazoa, Arthropoda, Malacostraca, Decapoda, Penaeidae. Gene Ontology annotation, cellular component: endoplasmic reticulum membrane. Gene Ontology annotation, biological process: phosphatidylserine catabolic process; monoacylglycerol catabolic process. The transcript is spliced from 9 exons. Bases 403 to 1227 code for a protein of 274 amino acids. The record is from RefSeq and is a predicted model, not a curated record. Gene Ontology annotation, molecular function: monoacylglycerol lipase activity; phosphatidylcholine lysophospholipase A1 activity.